GAAAUAGUAAAAUAUAUUAUAAAUUUCCACAUCAUUAAAAAAUAAACACAAUUGCAAUAAUAUUUCACACAAUUUCAUUGAUAAUUUUCUUUCUAGUUUUUAUUUUGGUUUUUCCAAAAUUUGAAUUCAAUCUCCUGCCUCUCAAGCUAAUCACCCAGUCUAUUGGCUCCCAAACAUUUAUUGCUGGAGAAAUACAGAAUAGAGAGUAAGUAAAUAAACAGUAAAAGACAAGUGAUUCUUGAGUGCAGAUGAAAAAAACAAAAACAAUUUAAAAAUUGAAAAUUGAUUAGCACACGAUCAACGAACUUUCAAUAUGGUAAUCGAAAUGGUAUUUUGGCCAACAAAAGAGAUCAGUAACGGUAAAACUAUAGAGCGAAAUAGAUGGAAAAAAUCGGCUAAAAUAAAUAACAAAAUUAUUCGAACGAAUUGUAUUGAACUGGAAACGGCUCCUGGAAAUUAAUUAUUUGCUAAAUAAACAAAAAAAAUAUAUAUUUUUGUUGUUGAUUGUUUUGGUGUUGUUUUAAUUUCAAUAUUUAUUUAAAAUAAUUGAAAAUGAUGAGUGUUGGCUAUUUGUGUUUUAUGAUUUAAUUUCCAAAACAACAUAAAAAGGAAUUUUAAAUGAACAAAUUUUAAGAAAAAAUUUAAAUUUUAUAAAUUAAUAUUAAUUAAAAGAAAUAGAUUUUCGCCAUCAUGGAAAAUGUUAGAUUUUCUAUUAUUGAGAACGAUUUAAAACGUAAUUCCGAGAGUGGCAUUGACAAUGAGGUAUUCUACGAUAGGCGCAGCAUUUCGAGUGAAAGUAAUAGCGAUGCUUUAUUCAGCAAUGAAACGCAUGAAAUUUUCGUGACACAACAACAAAAUAAAGUAUUAUGGGAUAGUAUGGAGAUCGAAGAUACUUUAGCUGAGGCAAAUAAUGCCACUGAAGUUCUUCAUAUGGUUAAGACGGGUACAUUUACAGAUCUUGAACCCGCCUCUAGUGAUGCCCAUUUGGCUUUAAUAUAUUGUUCUAUAUAUGGUUGUGUGGAACAUGUCAGCUAUUUACUCGAUCAUUGUGGCAGUGAUCCCAACUGUUCUGAUCCGCGUGGUAGGACACCUUUACAUUUUGCUUGCUGUCGUGGUAAUGCUCAUAUCGCAAAAGUAUUGCUGGAUCGUGGUGCUGAUCCCAACCGCUGGGAUGGUGAGAAGGAAGUGACACCUCUUCACUGUGCGGCAAGUGCUAGAAGUGUUGAAUGUAUACUACUCUUACUUAAGCGUAAAGCCCAUAUAAAUAUUGGCCUUGAAAAUCGUUCGGCCUUACAUGUUGCCAUUGAUCACAAUGCCAUUGAAUGUGUUGAGACUCUAUUGAAAUAUGGAGCUGAUCCGAAUACGCCACAAGUCUAUACGGAAACUCCAUUGCAUACGGCUUGUGCUCUCGGUUAUACGAAAUGUGUGGAACUUUUAUUGAGUCAUGGUGCCGAUGUACGUUCUCAAUUCGGAGAGGGUAAAUUGACAGCAUUGCAUUUGGCUGCUGAAAAUGAUUAUGUAGAAUGUGUACGUCUGCUAUUGGAACAUGGUGCUGAGGUGGAUUGUCGCAAUGCUAGUCACCAGACACCACUACAUUUAGCCUGUCUCUCUCAAUCAAUGGAAACUUUAGAACUUUUAAUAAGAAAUGGAGCAAAUGUUAAUGCGGUAUAUCGUGAUGGUAGAACUGCCUUACAUGCAGCCAUAGUUAAACAAUCACGAUCGUUGGACUGUUGUAAUGCUUUGCUAAAAGCGGGAGCAAAUGUCAAUAAGGCUGAUGAUUAUGGUUAUACGCCAUUACAUACGGCAGCCUUAAAUGAGUUUAGUAAUUGUGUUUAUACUUUUAUAGAACAUGGUGCCGAUAUAACCGCUCGUACUGCUGGCAAUGUUUCGGCUUUGUCAUUUAUUGUGCGUCGUACACCCGAAAUUAUACCCAAACUAAUGGCAAAAUUCGAUGCAUCAAUUAAGGUGAAUGAUCAUGAAAUUGGUGAUGUGGAUUGUGAGAUUAUAUUGGAUUUUCGUUUGUUGGUACCACCAGGAGCUUUAGAACGUGGUGAAACCGUCUUACUUUUGUCCCUUAUCGAAGUGGGUCAAAAGAGAAUUAUAAUGCAUCCUUUGUGCGAGACAUUUCUUUUCUUAAAAUGGCGUCGAAUACGUAAAUUUUUUCUAAUGUCAUUGCUUUACCAUGCAAUUUAUGUUAUACUCUUUACUUUAUAUAUUGUGGGCGUCUAUGCCCACAGCUGUGAAAAGGAUAAGAAAUGUGAGGGACGCAGUUAUAUUCCUACGGUGGGAUAUUUUGUUAUUAUUUUAAAUUUAAUUAUAUUGGGUAAAGAACUGUUUCAGAUGGCUCAUGGACUAAAGGGAUAUGCGAAAUAUUGGGAAAAUUGGCUGCAGUGGGCAAUUAUAUUUGGUGUGUUAAUGUGUGUGACUCCCGAAAUUUUGAAAAUUGAUGAACUGCAGGAAGUGCCCGUAUGGCAGCAUCAUGUGGCCGCUGUUGUAGUGCUUUUGGUAUGGGUGGAGUUAAUGAUGCUAGUGGGACGUUUUCCUAUAUUUGGUGUUUAUGUACAAAUGUUUACCAAAGUGGCUGUAAAUUUCGGAAAAUUCCUCUUGGCCUAUAUUUGUUUACUAAUGGCGUUUGGUUUAAGUUUUUCAGUAUUAUUUAAUGAUUACAAGGCGUUUGAAAGUAUUACAUGGUCGCUUUUAAAAGCCAUUACCAUGAUGUCGGGUGAAUUAGAAUUUGAAGAUAUAUUUUAUGGUGAUGUGGAGGUUAAGUAUCCUGUUACUUCCCAUUUUAUAUUUCUCAGUUUUGUACUUUUAGUUACGGUAAUCUUAACAAAUCUAAUGGUGGGUUUAGCUGUUAGCGAUAUACAGGGUUUACAAGUUUCUGCGACGCUAGAUCGUUUGGUGCGUCAAGCGGAAUUAGUAUCACGUUUGGAAAGUUUAUUUUUCUCACGUUUACUGCGCGGAGCUCCUACCAAACUAUUAAAACUUUGUAAACGUAGUGCUCUACUCAGAACAUCACGCAAUAAAUUAAUGUUUAUCAUAAGACCCAAUGAUCCGAGAGAUAAUCAAUUGCCCGAAGAUAUAAAACUUAAUAUUUAUAAAUUAGUAGCCGAACGUAGAGAUCGUAAUAUAAGCAUACGUAGACGUAAAUUUGAGAGUAAUUAUUCAAUGUUUCAAAGAUCUUUACAACGUCAAAAUACUCCCAUACGUAAGGAACAUACUCCAUUGCGUAAUAAUGCCAAAGAUUUAUAUGACAAGAAAGAUGCACAAAGAGGUGAAAAUGAACAGUUGCUAAGACCACGUUCUGCUACUAAUGUACCUAAUGUUUUAGCUGGAGAAUCGGAUUUAGCGGUUAAAUUAAAAAGUCAUGUUAAUAGUAUAUCUGAUCUUAGAUCUGAAAUACAAUUACUUAAAACACAAAUUUGUGAUAUGACCGAUAAAUUUGAUAAAUUUAUGGAUUGUACAGCGAAAAAAUUAAAUUUUACCGUUGAAGAAUUGUGUCGCAUUAAAAUGUUAAUGGAUCAAAAAUCUAGCAUGAGACCUGAGAAAAUAUUUAAAGUUUAAUUUAAUAGAAAACUAAAAAAGUAUAAACAUAAAGUGCCUUAAAUGUUUAA
Molecule: messenger RNA, 3614 nt
Organism: Lucilia cuprina (Australian sheep blowfly)
Lineage: Eukaryota; Metazoa; Arthropoda; Insecta; Diptera; Calliphoridae
Gene: pyx
Product: transient receptor potential channel pyrexia
Exons: 7
Coding region: 691-3564 (957 amino acids)
Biological process (GO): transmembrane transport; monoatomic ion transport
Cellular component (GO): membrane
Molecular function (GO): monoatomic ion channel activity; protein binding
Source: RefSeq, a predicted model, not a curated record